Molecule: messenger RNA, 7133 nt
Organism: Drosophila sulfurigaster albostrigata
Lineage: Eukaryota; Metazoa; Arthropoda; Insecta; Diptera; Drosophilidae
Gene: B4
Exons: 7
Coding region: 1008-4403 (1131 amino acids)
Source: RefSeq, a predicted model, not a curated record
GACGUGGAGACCGCCGGCCUCUGUCAUUUCCAUUCUGUUUUGUGUGAGUGUUCGAGCGCGCGUGUAUGCGUGUGCGUGUGCCUGAGUGUGUGAGUGUACGUGCGAAUGUGUGUAGGUGUAGAGUCGCGUGUCGUUCAGUUAUACACCAACAACAACAUCGACACCGCCAGCAACAACAAUAGAUAGACCGCACACCUUCGUAGCCCCCGUAGACCGCUCUUCGUUCGCAAAAAAAAAAACAAAAACAAAAAUCGAAAAACGGUCAGUAAAUCAAUAUACAACAAUAUUUAACACAAGUUACCAAUUAACCAUGCAGACAAAGUGUUGAAUCAAAACCCGUUAGAUAAAAUUCAAGUAACAAAAUAAAAUCAAGAAGCAAACAAAACAGUAACUGCAACAAUAACAAACAACAAACAUGUGAUUUUCUGUUGUGCCACCAGCUGCUGUAUGUCCUCUGUGUACAAAAUGGACGCCAGGAUGCAUCGCAACAUCAUCAUCGAACUCAAUUUCAUCAGCAUCGCCGUUUAGCAGCAUUUAUGCACCAGCAGCUUGACAUACACUUGUACACAACACCAACAACUGAGGCAGAGCGGCAACGUCAUCGGCAGCGGAAGCGACAUCAUUAGAGGCAACCAAACCAACUUAUAAAGUUGUGCCGACACUCGAAUCCGCCGAACAGCAUUGCCAUGCUCGGAGUCAACCAGUCGGAAUAGACGCACGAAGAGUCUCCUAAAGCAGUAGAGACAGCAGCAGCCGCAGCAGCGACAAUCACGAAGCGUCGUCGUCUGGGAGCGCCGUGGUUGGCGAUCUGUACUUUGGUUACGUUACGCUCUGCGUUAGUAAGCUUUUGACAGUUGACAACGCGAGACGCUUAAGGCGCACGGUAGUUAAUAACGACGACGGCAACGCGUCGCCGCUGUCGACGCAGUCGUCGGUGAACGCAACAACAAUAACAAAAUAAAAAUACAAUAAAACGCAAUUUGAAUAUUUGCCUAGUUGAAAAAAAAAUGCAACGCACUAACAUCGAGUUUGAGCGUCAACGUCAUCUGGCCAAUUGGUUGGUGAAGAGCAGUCCUCACAUGGCAGCUGCAGCGGCGAGUGCAGCGCAGCCACCCACAGCAGCGGGAGCAAUUGGCAGUACUGGAGCGUCGACAGCAGCGGUAGCUGUGAUUGGAGCAGGGGGUGUGGCAGCUGCUGCGCAAAUAGCGCCCGGCAACAGCGCUGCAGCCUGUAAUGGUGCCCCACCUGGUGCACAUCACGGGCCAUUGGCGAUGGCUGCUGCCACGGCUGCUGUUGAGGCGCGCAAGCCCAAGUUGCGUCGCUUUAACUCCCACGACACCAGCUCCAACAUGUUCUCUGUCGCCGACUUUGAGAACGCGCGUCUGGCGCGCCGCAACGAGAUCGAGCUGAAGCAGCGUCUGGCGCGACGCCAGCGCAAUAGCGCCAAUGGUAGCUAUGGCUUGGGCGGUGGUGGCGGUGGCGGUGGCGAUGUCGUCACUUCUGCAACUGGUGGUGGCCUCACAGCCAGCAAUGGCCAUGGCGGCUACACGGGUUUCUGUGGCGGACUCAAUGGCAGCGGCGAUUACUCCACCGGCGACAGCAAGACCUCCAAAGGCAGCGGCAGAAGAGAGGAACCCCUGCCCGCUGAUGUAUUCCUUGAGCGGUAUCCGUUGCCACGCGUUGCACGCUUUUUGUAUCCCAGUAAGAACUCAAACGAGACGCUCCAAUCGAGUUCGUCGCACGGCUCGUCGACGGCCGCAUCAAGCAGCUCCUCGGGGGGCCUUAAGGCGUCGCACAGCACCAGCAAUGGCAACAGCAACGAUGCCAACACUGGCACCACAUCAUCGUCCAGCGGCAGCAGUGGAAAUCAUCAACAGCAGCAACUCCACAAUAGCAGCAUCAACACUCUUGGGUUCAGUGAUGAAGUCUUUCUGCUAUAUAGGCUGGUGCGACAGCGCGAUAUCUAUCAUGGAUACAAUGCCAAGUUGCAGGCGUCGCAGCGCAAGAAAACUGUUCUCAUACCGCAGGAGUUUCCAGGUUAUUUCUCACUGCUGAACGAGAAGGGGCUGCCAACGGCCACACAAUACGGCUCGCUCAUGCAACUGGUGCGAGAGCGUGUCUACAAGUUCGCUUCGGUGGACAACAUGCCGGCGUUUAGCGAAUCAUCACCCAGUGCAGCCAGCAAUAGUCCCAGUCAUGAGGGCUGCCUGCCCACCAAGAAUCGACCACAGUACGUGAAGACAACGGCACGAGGCGGACAGGUAUUCCGGCUGUUGGCCGUCUUCGAGGAUGGCAAGCAGGAGCAUGGUCAGAAUGGCCACAGUCACAGUCAAUCGAAUAGUCUCAGCAAUUGCAAGCCGCACUUGGCAAGCGGCGGCGGUUACAUGGGACGCGACAAGGAGAAGGGUCGCUACGCUCAGCUGUUGAACGAACAGCGACAAGUGCUGUAUGUGCCACUCUCCACCAAGGGCAAGUUCUAUGAGAUUGAGCCGGGCAUACCGCAGCUGCUGCAGAAACUGGGUGACACGCAACGCAAACUGAAUCCAGAGUGUGUACAUCGCUUAGGUGCUCUUGUCUCGGCGGCCAAACAGUUGCCACUGAUGUUGCGCUACAUUUCGGGACCCGCCGGCACCGAGAUACCCGAGCAGCUAUGCAUCAGUCAUGUGAGCAAGGAGGAUGUGGUCAUUGGCUGUCCCAUUGACGAACAGUAUGCUCACAGCUCAACGCCACCAUCGGCCGCACAGCCGCCGUUGCAAUUGCGCAAAUUGUAUUGGAGCAGUGAUAUGCAGUUGGUAAAGUGUCUGCUAGGAUUCGUAUCAGAUCAGCGUAUGCUGGCCAAUGGAUAUGUGCAGAGUUUGCUCAAGUUUUGUCAAUUCAAUUGUGAUCAGUUUCUAAAACUGGUGGAGGUUGAGUUGCUGCAACGCAGCGAACGAUCCGGCAGUAAAACCCGUGAAGGUCUCAAGAUCCUCAAGCCGUUGCAUUUGCCGAAACUGUUGCGGCGCGAGAAGAGCAGUAUGGCGGCAAUAACGAAUACGUCGGCCCACGAGAAGGAGGACUCGAUCAUAUUUCUUAGCAAAACGGAUCUGGAGCAACUCGAAGCCAAAGAGGCGGCAGCAGCUGCUGCAGCCGCAGCGGCAACGCUCAACAGCAGCAAUGAAACCUCAACGCAGGGCACAAAUCGCAUCACCGAGCGCAUGAAGGUAUUUCAAUCCACCAAAAAGAAGUGGUUUCGCAAGCAACAACAACAUCAGCAGCAGCAACAACAGCAGGAGGAUAAGUCUUCUGUUGCGGAACUGCAAAUGGAUGUGCAGGCGAAGCGCAUGAGCAUGGAGCGUUAUACGGACAUGUCCAAGUUGUUGCAGGAGCGUUUUGGCAAUGUCAACAAUGAGACAUCCAAUGCCACAGUCCAAGCGGACACACAGUCGCUACACAGCGAGACGGAGACGACAACGUUAACCACCAGCAUUGACCACAGCUCUAUGCCCAAGUCGUUGGACACGCUGCUGCAAAAGUCCAUGUCGCUGCAGGAUAUUGAGCUUUUGAAUGGACAGCGACAGCAGCGUCCCGAUCUUCUUUCGGCACACAAUGCGGCUGGCAAUGCGGAUGCAAUUAGUGAGGCGGGCACCGAGCUGGAGGAUGUGGAGAAUCAAACGCCACCGCCCCAAUCAUUCAUCACCGAAAAGCUGUACAAUGAGUUCCAUGUAAAGACCCGACAAUACAGCAAAUCGUCGAGCAGCCUGCAUCAGUUGCGACACUUUUCGCUGCCGCAGAAGAUGCAGCUGCAUGAAACGGAACGUGAACGUCGCAGUCUGGCGCAAUUUAAGGCCGAACAGCAGCAGCUGGCCAAGGAGCCCAUCACUGGACGACGUGCUGCUGGUGGCGUCUCAUUACUGGGUGGUUUGGUAGCCUUGUCACCAGCUGCAUUGCUGUCGCCCACCUCUCUGGUGGAGGAUGAUUUGCCCUACUCGAAUGUACGCGAUUCUCUGGUGCUGUCCAGCCUGGGCAGUGUCCCCGCUUCGGCAGCACCUCAAGCAACUGUCGCACCCAUUGCUGUCGACUACACCAAGGAGAAUAUAUAUGCGGAGAUUUGCGCCUCACACACAUGCGACACUUUCUCGGGCGUUACGCAGCUAACGCAGCUGCCACAACACGACGAGGGAGACGACAAUGUGGACGAUGAUGAUGAUGAUGGUGACUAUGCCUCGCUGAAGUAUCAGCCGAAUGGACCACAGUCCGUUAGUCGCGUGGAAAUCAACUGCACGCCCGCCACAAGCGCCAUUAGCUACCACACGGUUUAUCUUGGCGAGGAACCGCUUGGCGAGCGUCAUGCGACUGCGGGAGCUCAGCAUGUGACUACAGUGGAACUGGCUGGCGAGGAUAACAUAUACAAUACGCUCAAAUGAUGAUUUAUGUGAUUUCGGCGUCGACAUCGAUUAGCCGGCGCCAAGGGUCUAUUCUGAAUGUGAACGACAAUGCGAAUAGAAAAUAAAUGAUACACAAACUGACAGAAACCGUAAUAGAACCGAAAGAAACCGAUGCAGAUGCAAACAUGCUUCUAUAUCUACAUGUAUUUUACUUUUAAUCAUCCCUAACCUUGUAAGGUAAAACGCGAACAAAAUUGAAACUAACUAACAUUUCUAUAUAAAACUUAAAUCUCUCUUAUGAAAAGCAAGAAAAACCAAACGUAGAAUGAGUUAAGCACUGAAAACUUCAAUACGGAUAGAAUUAACUUUUACAAUAUAAAAAUGAUUUAAAAACAGUUGUACCAAGUGAAAAUUCCGCACCCAACAAUUAAUUUCAAUUACUUGUAUUCGAUAUUACUAUAUGAAAGUGAAGAUGCAAAUUUUGUAUUUGGGUUGUAUUUAAAUUGAAAAACCGAAACAUAUACUAAUUUAAUAGUUUGUAGUUGUAACACAUGAAGAAAACAAAACAAACAUUGUACAUGGAAAGCACGAUCGUUAGGGCGACUCGAAAUUCCCUCUACUCUAUAUAACAACGCUCUAUAAGCAAGCUCCCUCUCAAAAAAAUGACAACUCAAAUUGUAAUAUUAAAUGAUAACAAAGUGAAGACAAGCAAUUUGUAUUGUAUAUAGGCUUAGCACACACCACACACAAACAUACCACACACACUUAUAUUUAUAUAUUCGCAUAUAAUUCGUGAAACUGAAUAUUUGAAAUAUUUGCAAUAUUAUACAAUUGUAUACAUAAUAACUUACAUAUACAUAUUUACCUAGACAUAUAAUAUGAUAAUACAUCUCUAUCUCUAAAUAUGAAGUUUAGAAAUCUUAGCGCAAACCUAAGGUAUUACUAGCUUGUAGGCAAUCAACAACAAGUCAAAUCAAAUCUUAAACGGUAGAUAUAUAUAUAUAUAUAUAUACAAAAAUAUAUAUAGUAAUACACACAUGUAUAUCUAGAUCAUAAGACAUAAACAUACUUAUAUCUAUUAGAAUCUAUGACAUAAUGUAAAAUAGCUUGAAAUCUAUGGACUAACAAUUGUGGUCCACUUUUACACGAUCUCUCGUAUUUGUCGCUCUGUUUAAUACUGUAUACUAUAUACAAUAUAUAUACAUAUAUUUUUUUUUUUUACAAAAACAAAAACGGUCUGGCAUGGCCUUAAAAUUUCGUACUUCAAUCUGUCUGUCCGUUUCCAGUGCGAGUUUUCUUUUGUUUUCUCUAAGUCACAACAUUGAGCCAUAUUAAUAACUUGUUAAGCAGUCCCGAAUGCAUUACUAUAAUGAAUAUGUUCUAGUCCUCAGUUGAGAGAUUUCUAUGCGUGUGCUUUCUCUUGCAUUUGUUUUUUUUUUUGUAAAUUUCCUGUAUCAGAUCUAAAUAUUCGCGUCAGUUUGGAAUAUAAAUGAUCCUCUGGAGGUCUAUUAAUUUCCUACCAAAGCGACAUGCCAAACUGUGUGACCUUUUUUGGCAAAGCCAAAAGUAAUUUAAAUAAUUUUCGAUUCUCGAGUACUUUGAAUAAACAAUUAGCAAUGAAUUUAUGUUUUGCGAAAAACUUAUCAACAUAAUGAAGCAGUGAUUAGAUUUAUGUAAAUGGAUCUGUAUAGCUGAGAUUUUAUAAUAUUGUCUAUUCCCUUUAUUUAUCAUUUACGAUUGUUACAACACUUACCCAAUAUGAGUACAAGCAAAACUUUUGAUUUACAAAUGCAAUUGAAUUUGUUUUAUUUCUUUUUGUCUUAAUUUUACAGCUUUCUUAAGGUAAUGUUAUUUUAUAUUGAAUUAUUAAUUUUUUAUACUUAUAGACAAAUGCAGCUACAAUCAAGUUGAAGCAUGAUUAGUAUUCAGACGUAAAUAUUCAAGAUAAAUAGAUUAACAAAUGGAACCCUGUAAAAACUAAAGCAAUACUCACAAAAAAGCUAUGAUACUAGUUGUAAAACCUUUUGCAUGUUCUGAUAAAUGCAAUUUGGAUGCGUUUACACGACAAUUCGUAGUGAAAAGUGAUAGUAGCUAAGAAAGUUACAAGAUUAAAGAGGGAGAAACGCAAAUUCGUUAGAGAGAGAGAAAGAGUCUAUGAUGUGCAGCAGCUCUAAAAGAAAAAUUUAUCUUAAUAACAAUAAUAAUAAUAACAAUGGGUGUGGUGUGUGUAAAUGUACUAAGAGUACUUAUACUUUGUAGCGGUUACCUUUGCAUUUGAAUGUUUUGUAGACACGUAAGUCAGGCUUCACUGUAGCGCAAGGGUGAUACAUUGUGGAUAAAGUUGAUAAACAUAAGAUUUGUAUCUAUAUAAGCAACUACCCGCCAGCAUAUAAAUUGGUGUGAUAAUUAAAUGUCUAACAAACCAACAAACAAAUGAUACAUUUAUAAAUUAUAAUUAUAUAUAACGUAGUUAAACACAAAAAAAAAACAAAAACGAAAAAGGAAUGCAGUUUUGAAAUUUGCUUUUAGAGCACAAUAUAUACGAUAUACGAGAUAUAUAUAUAUAUAAAUAUACAUACUAUACAUUAUUUAUUAACUAUGCGCAUAGAGCAUUUAAAAAAUGAAUCAACAACUUUGCUUUAAUGUGAAAAAUACAAUACAUAUUAAAUGUCAUCAAAGAUUUAAACAUUAGCUAAACAAUUUUCGAAAGUCAUAAGCAGCGCUAAGCAAUUUUCAGGGAUUUUUAAAAGGAAAGGCAGAAUAAAACAA